Penicillium salamii is the source of this 1875-nucleotide messenger RNA. The record is from the annotation of a GenBank genome assembly. NCBI's taxonomy places the organism in Eukaryota, Fungi, Ascomycota, Eurotiomycetes, Eurotiales, Aspergillaceae.
AUGGCUAAUCAAACACGCCCCAUUCGCAUUGCAGGUGCCUCGGGCUCUGCCUCAGACCGGCGUCAGGCUAUGGCGGAGUUUGCGCGUAACCACCCAACGGACCCUAUCGAUGUCAUUAUUGCGGACUUCAUGAGUGAAUUCAACAUGGCGACCUCUGCGGGGCGCCGCGUGGACCAGGCGACAGGGGGAACAGCUCCCGCUUAUGAACUUUCUUUCCUGGAAGCUCUGGAACCAGCCCUUGAUGAUCUGGCUAAGCAUGGGAUCAAACUGGCUGUAAAUGCUGGUGUGACAGACACAGAAGGUCUCUACCAGGUGGUGACGCGUAUGGUUCAAGCAAAGAAACUCAAUUUGAAGGUUGCGUGGGUUUCUGGGGACGAAGUGCUUUCAACCGUGCAAAAGGGAUUGGCCUCUGGGACUGAAUUCCAUAAUGUCUACACUGGCGAGCGAUUGGCAGAUUGGUCUUUCGAGCCUAUCUAUGCCCAGUGCUACCUUGGUGGACUUGGAAUCGCAGCCGCAUUAGCAGAUGGUGCAGAUAUUGUACUCUGCGGCCGGGUAUCAGAUGCCUCGCCUGUUAUUGGAGCUGCUUAUUGGUAUCAUGGCUGGGGACGCGAUGAGCUCGAUAAGCUCGCCAACGCCUUUGUGGCGGGUCAUCUCAUUGAGUGUAGCAACUAUGUCUGCGGCGGGAACUUCACAGGUUUCAAAGAGCUGGAGCAUACCGGCGAGGGUUGGGCAAACAUUGGAUAUCCCAUCGCCGAGAUAUCUGCCGAAGGCCAGGUGGUGAUCACCAAGCAGGCGCAUGCAACUGGCGGUGCGGUGACCGUUGAUACCUGCACGUCACAACUGCUGUAUGAGAUUCAAGGACCCUGGUAUUACAACUCAGACGUCACUGCGGUUCUCGACGGGGUCCACUUCUCGCAGCAAGGUGCUAACCGUGUUGCUGUCCACGGGGUCCAAUCUGGCCCUCCUCCACCUACCACCAAGGUAGGUAUCACUGCGAGAGGGGGGUUCCAGGCAGAGGCGUGGUGGUUCUUGGUCGGCCUUGACAUUGAGGCCAAGGCACGCAUGAUGGAAGCACAGAUCCGUCGAUCAUUGUCUCCAUUCUCCGACCGAUUCACGUCUCUCAACUUCGACCUGCUUGGCACGUCUGCCUCUGACGCUCGGGAUCAAAACCGAGCCACCGUUCCACUGCGUAUCGUCGCACAAGCACGAAGGGAAGAGGACCUUGCCCCCACGCGCUUCAUGAAACCGAUUUUCGAUAAUAUCAUGCAGGGGUAUCCCGGUGCGACCGUUCAUCUGGAUAUCCGCCAGGGCGUCCCACGGGCGUUGUUCGAGUACUAUGUUAGCUUGAUCCCCCAGUCUGCUGUACAGCACCGUGUACACAUGCCCUGGAAGCCAGCGGGCGCGCAGACAGUAGAUAUUACACCGCCUCCCCAGACCAAGACAUAUCCAUCCCGACAACCCUCACAGCCCUCCACCCACGUGGAUAGCCCUAUUGACCUAGCUCACGACUUCGGUCCCACAACCCGUGGUCCGUUAGGCUGGAUAGUCCAUGCCCGGUCGGGAGACAAGGGAGCCGAUGCCAACUGCGGGUUCUGGGUACGGCACCGUGACGAGUACCAAUGGCUGCGGGCGCUGCUGUCUAUUGCGACGGCGCAGGAGUUGCUAGGGGAUACCGGGCGGCAAAACCCACAGUUGGCCAUUGAGCGGUUCGAACUGCCCAGCUUACAUGGAGUGCAUUUCCUCUUCCGCAACCUAUUGGAUCGUGGAGUGGGCGUUACGACCACCGUUGACUUUUUAGGGAAGAAUGUGGCGGAAUAUCUGCGGGCGCGGCACGUUGAUCUUCCCGUGCGGUUCUUAAACCGCGGAAAGUUGUAG